UCUUGCUUGAUGUCUUCUGAGCGGUGGCGGCGCCCGGUCUAGGGCUGAGUUACCCGCGAGGCCCCUUACUCAGGCCGCUUUCUUCCGUCGGUUGGUAGAGCAGACCCCCUGCUUCCUUCCUGCCUAUUUUCUCCUCCUCUCUGAGGCUCAUCCUGCCAGCCGAGCUGCAAGCCGACCCCUAGCUGCCUUGCAGAGUUCCAUGAAGACAACGUAUAAGGACCUGAAUGGCCUCAUUUUAGCUGCUUUAGAGUCUGUGGAGCUCUUGCUUGCUCCUUCAUUUCACGUGCCUGGUGUGACAGUGGCCACCAAGCGCCAUGAAGGUAGUCCCAGAGAAGAAUGCCGUUCGGAUACUGUGGGGGCGAGAACGGGGCACUCGGGCUUUGGGAGCUCAGCGGCUUCUGCAGGAGUUGGUGGAAGAUAAAACUCGGUGGAUGAAAUGGGAGGGCAAGAGAGUAGAACUUCCAGAUAGUCCACGAUCUACCUUCUUACUGGCCUUCAGCCCAGACAGGACUCUCUUGGCUUCCACCCAUGUGAACCAUAAUAUCUAUAUUACGGAGGUGAAGACCGGCAAGUGUGUUCACUCUCUGAUUGGACACCGCCGCACUCCAUGGUGUGUUACUUUUCAUCCCACCAUCUCAGGCCUUAUUGCUUCUGGCUGCCUAGAUGGGGAGGUUAGGAUUUGGGAUUUACACGGUGGCAGUGAAAGCUGGUUCACAGACAGCAACAAUGCCAUUGCCUCCCUGGCUUUCCACCCUACGGCUCAGCUCCUCCUCAUUGCCACUGCCAAUGAGAUCCACUUCUGGGAUUGGAGUCGACGGGAGCCCUUUGCUGUAGUGAAGACAGCAAGUGAGAUGGAACGGGUCCGUCUGGUGAGAUUUGAUCCCCUUGGACACUACUUACUCACAGCAAUUGUUAACCCAUCUAAUCAGCAGGGUGAUGAUGAACCAGAGAUCCCCAUAGAUGGGACGGAAUUAUCCCACUACCGCCAGCGUGCCCUCCUGCAAUCACAGCCAGUUCGUCGGACACCUCUCCUCCAUAAUUUCCUGCACAUGCUGUCCUCCCGCUCCUCUGGCAUCCAGGUGGGAGAGCAAAGCACGGUGCAAGAUUCCGCCACCCCCUCACCCCCACCGCCUCCCCCUCAGUCCACCACGGAGCGCCCCAGGACUUCCGCUUACAUCAGGCUCCGACAGCGGGUCAGUUACCCCACAGCUGAGUGCUGCCAGCACCUUGGGAUCCUGUGCCUUUGCAACCGCUGCUCUGGCACUCGAGUUCCUUCCCUCUUGCCACACCAGGACAGUGUCCCCUCUGCUUCUGCCAGAGCUACUACCCCUUCCUUUUCUUUUGUACAGACCGAGCCCUUCCAUCCCCCGGAGCAGGCCUCGUCAACGCAACAGGACCAGGGCCUCCUGAAUCGGCCCUCUGCCUUCAGUACAGUCCAGAGCAGCACUGCUGGCAACACGCUCCGCAACCUCAGUCUGGGUCCCACCCGUCGCUCUUUGGGAGGCCCUCUGUCUAGCCACCCUUCUAGGUAUCACCGAGAUAUAGCUCCCGGGCUGACAGGAUCUGAGUGGACCCGAACAGUGCUCAGUCUGAACUCCCGCUCUGAGGCGGAAUCCAUGCCCCCGCCUAGAACCAGUGCCUCUUCAGUGAGUUUGCUGUCUGUGCUGAGACAACAGGAAGGUGGCUCUCAAGCAUCUGUGUACACUUCAGCCACAGAAGGGAGGGGUUUUCCAACUUCAGGGUUGGCAGCUGAGUCAGAUGGAGGGAAUGGCUCUAGCCAAAACAAUUCAGGCAGCAUUCGCCAUGAACUUCAGUGUGAUCUGAGACGCUUCUUCUUGGAAUAUGACCGGCUUCAGGAGCUGGACCAGAGCCUGAGUGGGGAAGCUCCCCAGACCCAACAGGCCCAAGAAAUGCUCAACAAUAACAUUGAAUCUGAGAGACCAGGCCCCUCCCACCAGCCUACCCCGCACAGCAGUGAGAACAACUCCAAUCUAUCCCGUGGCCACCUGAAUCGCUGUCGCGCCUGCCACAAUCUCCUAACCUUCAACAAUGAUACCUUGCGCUGGGAAAGAACCACACCUAACUACUCCUCUGGUGAGGCUAGCUCCUCCUGGCAGGUCCCCAAUACCUUUGAGGGCAUGCCAUCAAGUGGCAGCCAGUUGCCACCUCUCGAGCGGACUGAGAGCCGAACGCCUGGCUCCAGCAGGCUGGAGUUGAGCAGCUCUGCUAGCCCGCAGGAAGAGAGGACUGUGGGGGUGGCCUUUAACCAGGAGACAGGCCACUGGGAAAGAAUUUAUACUCAGUCCAGCCGAUCUGGAACUGUAUCACAGGAGGCCUUACAUCAGGAUAUUCCUGAGGAAAGCUCUGAGGAGGAUUCACUCAGGAGGAGGCUGCUGGAGUCUUCCCUCAUUUCAUUAUCCCGUUAUGAUGGAGCAGGAUCCAGAGAGCACCCAAUUUACCCAGACCCAGCGAGGGACAGUGGUGACAGAUCCAGGCACAGAGCUCCCCGCAACGCCCGUAUGUCUGCACCUUCACUUGGCCGCUUUGUCCCCAGGCGUUUCUUGCUGCCUGAAUACCUGCCUUAUGCUGGGAUUUUUCAUGAACGUGGACAGCCUGGCUUGGCUACUCACUCUUCUGUUAACAGGGUCCUGGCAGGAGCUGUGAUCGGUGAUGGACAAUCUGCAGUGGCCAGUAACAUUGCCAAUACUACCUACAGGCUCCAGUGGUGGGACUUCACUAAGUUUGAUCUCCCAGAAAUCAGUAAUGCCUCUGUGAAUGUGCUGGUGCAGAACUGCAAGAUCUACAAUGAUGCCAGCUGUGACAUUUCUGCAGAUGGCCAGCUUCUGGCAGCAUUCAUCCCUAGCAGCCAAAGGGGCUUUCCUGAUGAAGGCAUCCUGGCAGUGUACUCCCUGGCUCCCCAUAACCUGGGUGAAAUGCUCUAUACCAAACGAUUUGGUCCCAACGCCAUUUCUGUAAGCCUGUCCCCAAUGGGCCGAUAUGUAAUGGUGGGCUUAGCCUCGAGAAGGAUCCUCUUGCACCCCUCCACAGAGCACAUGGUGGCCCAGGUCUUCAGGCUGCAGCAGGCCCAUGGUGGUGAGACCUCCAUGAGGAGAGUUUUCAACGUCCUUUACCCCAUGCCUGCCGACCAGCGGAGACAUGUCAGCAUCAACUCUGCCCGUUGGCUCCCAGAGCCAGGGCUCGGCCUGGCCUAUGGCACCAACAAAGGAGAUCUGGUGAUCUGCAGACCAGAGGCCUUAAACACUGGGAUCGAGUACUACUGGGACCAGCUGAGUGAAACCGUCUUCACUGUCCACUCCAGCAGCCGGAGCAAUGAGCGGCCUGGAACCAGCAGAGCCACGUGGAGGACGGACAGAGACAUGGGUCUCAUGAAUGCAAUUGGGCUACAGCCCCGGAACCCCACCACCUCAGUGACAUCUCAGGGCACCCAGACCCUGGCCCUUCAGCUGCAGAAUGCCGAAACACAGACAGAGAGGGAGGUACCGGAGCCGGGGACAGCAGCCUCAGGACUUGGUGAAGGGGAGGGCUCAGAGUAUGGUGCAGGUGGAGAAGACGCCCUCAGCAGGAUCCAGAGGCUGAUGGCGGAGGGGGGCAUGACAGCUGUGGUGCAGCGGGAGCAGAGCACCACCAUGGCCUCCAUGGGCGGCUUUGGCAACAACAUCAUCGUUAGCCACCGUAUUCACCGUAGCUCCCAGACGGGUGCCGAGCCCACUGCUGCCCGCACCUCCUCACCCCAGCCCUCCACCUCCCGAGGACUGCUCCCUGAACCUGGGCAACUGGCAGAGCGAGGCCUAAGCCCCCGGACAGCCUCCUGGGACCAGCCUGGUACCCCUGGGCGGGAGCCACCCCCACAAGCCCUGCCCCCUUCCUCCCCUAUCCCCGUUCCCCUUCCCAGCCCUGAGGGACCAACCCGGCGCUGUGACCUGACCAAUAGCAGCCACCUUCCUGAUGGCAGUGGCAGCAGCCGGGGAGAAGCUGCGGGCCCCAGUGGGGAGCCACGGAACAGGUAGAGACACAUGUGAGCACUGGCGCCGCCUCUGAACCGCUGAGCAGAGGCGACCUCACAGCUGACUGGGAAGUGUACACGUGGAAGAGCUGCAGGCUGCGUCAGGGAACAGAGGAAUAAGGGUGGAGGGCCGAGAGGAGUCAGUCAGUGGGCACGAGGCAGUCAAAUGGGCGAGGCCUGCCUCGGGGGGCUAGAACCUUCUAGGAUUUGAAGCCCCGGAGGGCCACAGUGCUGGACUCUUGUCAACUGAGGAGCAAGUGGGUGUCUGCCAUGAGCCUACCUUUCUCCUAGGUUCAUGGGCUCCAGGGACUCAGCCCUAGGCAGAGAGCCCCACAAGGGUGAACCGUCUUCCAGUUCUGGGCCAAGAAUCCUGGACAGAGGCCAGUGGGGCAGCUUUGCCCUGUCCACCUGUUGCAUGGGCAGAGCCACCAGGAGCCCCGGGACAGGAAGAGGUGGCUGGGCCCCAGGAGCCUCCUCCAUCUCUGAGCCUUCCAGAGGUCCAGCCUGUCGUCUUUAUCUUUCCCCACAGAGACCACGGUCAGGUUGGGCCAGGCUCCCAGAUUCCUGAGGACAGGGACUUCCUGCACUUAUACUGGGAGACAUCCAUGGGGUGAGGGGUCAGCUUGCUUGCCUGAUAACAGCCUGGGGUCAAGGGACAGUGGGCAGGCCCUCCCUCAGGAGUCAGUGGUGUAGGCUGGCCCAUCCCCAGGCUUGUUCAGCCAGCUCCUCCCUCCCCCCAAGGGCCUCAGAGCAGCACCUCUGGGUGUCAGUAUUACCUAAGCCUAGUAGGCCAAAGCCAGCCUGAGGCUGGGGGUGGGGAUGAGACUCCAAGUCAGAAUGUGAGGUCUUGGUCUGUGACUUAAGGUGUUGCAUGUGGAAUCUUGAACUGUAUGUGUAGUUUCUAGUGGAGAAAAUCAAGGCUCUGAUUAUUUUGUUUUUAGUAUGAAAAUGUGAUUUCCUUUCUGUUUGUAACUCAUCAUAGAAACAUUAUGGUGGGAGGAGAGGGGAUAGUCUGACUGCUAAUGAGGGAAACACCAAAGAUCUACAUUAUUAAAAUGAUGACAUGCCCCUC
Messenger RNA from Orycteropus afer afer, 5096 nucleotides. The record is from RefSeq and is a predicted model, not a curated record. Lineage: Eukaryota; Metazoa; Chordata; Mammalia; Tubulidentata; Orycteropodidae.